ACGCUAAGCCGUUAUUCCUUCUUAGAGUCAAACGCUCGAACGGUUGUGUACUUAAAUCACUUGUACAUUUAAUCCGCCCAAUCUCCUUCAUCGUCCCGACGGUUCGAGAAGCCACCAUCAUCCUGGAGACAGAAAAACCCUAAUAAUUUAUCCAAACUAUAAUACCAGAAAAUAAAGCAUAACCAUUUCUAAUUUGAUAGAUAAGGCUCCGAUUCCAGAGUAUCAAUAGUUAAAAACAAGUUGCGAUGGGGAUCAUAAGAAGCAGUUUCUCGUUUAUGGUAGGGACGGUGUGUGGGAUUUACGUUGCUCAAAACUAUAAAGUUCCGAACAUCAAGAAGCUUGCUAACGACGUGCUUCUCAUGGCGAAGCGCACUGAAGAGACGUAUCGCAAGCCCAAGAGGAGAGGCGAUGAAGAUUAGUUGCUGCUUAACGACACCGUUUUGUCCAAGAAAAAGGUUAUACUGUACUGUUCUUUUUCAAAUUUGUAAGUUUUCCCGGAUCAGAUGCGACCGAGAAGAGAAAAUUACUCCUAUAAAAACGUGAUUAGUUUUGUCUGAUUCGUGAUUACAAUCCAUAGCUUCUUUAAUU
Messenger RNA from Mangifera indica (mango), 588 nucleotides. RefSeq lists its product as uncharacterized. The transcript has 2 exons. Lineage: Eukaryota; Viridiplantae; Streptophyta; Magnoliopsida; Sapindales; Anacardiaceae. Bases 246 to 419 code for a protein of 57 amino acids. The record is from RefSeq and is a predicted model, not a curated record.